GGACAGUAGGCUAGGGGCCGUACAAGGGUCUGUUCCACCCUGGGCGGUCCCCUCUUUUAAACGCAAGUCUCCGGAGAAUCUCACCCAAACCAUGACGAGUCUGGAGAAGUCUAAUAUCGCAGGCCACAUGUUCGACGUAGUCGUGAUUGGAGGCGGCAUCUCAGGAUUGGCUGCUGCCAAACUCUUGUCUGAAUAUAAAAUUAAUGUCUUGGUUUUGGAAGCUCGUGAUAGAGUUGGAGGAAGAACAUAUACUGUGAGGAAUGAGCAUGUUAAAUGGGUAGAUGUUGGUGGAGCCUAUGUGGGACCAACCCAGAACAGAAUUUUACGCUUGUCUAAAGAGCUAGGCAUAGAGACUUAUAAAGUGAACGUUAAUGAACGUCUAGUUCAAUAUGUGAAGGGGAAAACUUAUCCAUUCCGUGGUGCGUUUCCACCUGUGUGGAAUCCCUUGGCAUAUUUGGAUUAUAACAAUCUGUGGAGGACAAUGGAUGAAAUGGGAAAAGAGAUCCCUGUUGAUGCACCAUGGCAAGCAAGACAUGCUGAGGAAUGGGACAAGAUGACCAUGAAAGAUCUCAUUGAUAAAAUCUGCUGGACAAAAACUGCUCGGGAAUUUGCUUCUCUUUUUGUGAACAUCAAUGUGACUUCUGAGCCUCAUGAGGUAUCCGCCCUGUGGUUCUUGUGGUAUGUGAAGCAGUGUGGUGGCACCACUCGGAUAUUCUCAGUCACCAAUGGAGGCCAGGAACGAAAAUUUGUAGGUGGAGCUGGCCAAGUGAGUGAAAAGAUGAUGGAUCUUCUUGGGGAUAAAGUGAAACUGAACUCUCCUGUUACUUAUAUUGACCAAACAGAUGACAACAUCAUUGUAGAGACACUGAAUCAUGAACACUAUGAGUGUAAAUAUGUAAUUAGUGCCAUUCCACCAACUUUGACUGCCAAGAUACACUUCAAGCCAGAGCUUCCACCUGAGAGAACCCAGUUAAUUCAGCGUAUUCCGAUGGGGGCUGUCAUCAAGUGCAUGGUGUAUUACAAGGAAGCCUUCUGGAAGAAAAAGGACUAUUGUGGAUGUAUGAUAAUUGAAGAUGAGGAUGCACCAAUUGCAAUCACUCUGGAUGACACCAAACCGGAUGGAUCAGUGCCUGCCAUCAUGGGCUUCAUACUUGCCCGGAAAGCUGAUCGACUUGCUAAACUACAUAAAGAAAUAAGGAAGAGGAAAAUCUGUGAGCUCUAUGCCAAAGUUCUGGGAUCUCAAGAAGCUUUACAUCCAGUCCAUUAUGAAGAGAAGAACUGGUGCGAAGAGCAGUACUCCGGAGGUUGUUACACAGCCUACUUCCCUCCCGGCAUCAUGACCCAGUAUGGAAGGGUGAUUCGCCAGCCAGUAGGCAGAAUUUACUUUGCAGGCACGGAGACAGCUACACAGUGGAGUGGCUACAUGGAAGGAGCAGUCCAAGCUGGAGAACGAGCAGCUAGAGAGGUCUUGAAUGCUCUAGGAAAAGUUCCCAAGAAAGACAUAUGGGUUCAAGAGCCUGACUCUAAGGAUGUUCCAGCAUUUGAAAUUACUCACACCUUCUUGGAGAGGAACCUGCCUUCCGUGCCUGGUCUACUAAAGAUCACUGGUUUUUCCACCUCUGUGGCUCUUCUCUGCUUUGUAUUGUACAAGUUUAAACUGCUGCCGUGAUCCUCAGGCCUCCUACUUGAUCAUCCUUAGCACCAUCACCAUCAAAAGGAAAAUGUAGAUGAAGUACAGCCCGUGUCACUGGGCCAUUUAAGUGCACUUGAUUUAACCCUCCUCAGUUUAAUCUCAGUUUUUGUAAAGUGAUAACAAUCCAAAGAAUCACCUAGCUAAUUUUAGUAAGAUUAAGUUUCAUUCUGUUUAUUUCACUAAUUUGUGUUUGCUGGUAGAAUAAAAUCCUGUGAGUAUUUGAUUUCAAAAAGGUGAAAUACUUGUGAAGAAUAAUUCUGGGUUCUGUUUUUCUUGCCUUUAACGUGAAAUAGUUGAUGGUUUCAGAAAUAAAAUAUUUGACUUAUUGUGAUUUUCAUGUAGCUACCCAAAUGUGCAGAAUAAAAUGGUGGCUGAAAUGUUCUCUAGGUAUCCUCACUGACCAGUUCCAUGUGAGACGAACUACAAUAGGUACUUUUUUUUCUGGACUGUAUCUAAACAUGAAUUGGCCCUUGUCAGUAACAUUUUGUGCUGAUUUAAAGAAAGUACUAUUUUUUCCCUUUGGUCCCUGGCUAUCUGAUCAUAGAAUUGGAUCCCUAAACCACCUGUGUCUUCAAUAUGGUUAAAUAUUAGUAUGCCAUUUUCUCUCAAGUACCAAAGGACACAUGAAAUUUUCUCUAUUGUUAUUUAUUGAGACACUCAAAUACAGAAAUAAAAUUAAGGCUCAAUCUGA
Arvicola amphibius (Eurasian water vole) is the source of this 2384-nucleotide messenger RNA. RefSeq names its product monoamine oxidase A (gene Maoa). Gene Ontology annotation, molecular function: oxidoreductase activity. Lineage: Eukaryota; Metazoa; Chordata; Mammalia; Rodentia; Cricetidae. The record is from RefSeq and is a predicted model, not a curated record.